AUGGACGAGGAUGCCUACGCCGCUACUUUGCAGGCGUGCGCGCUGGUGACGGAUUUGGAGCUACUGCCGGCGGGUGACGCCAGUGAGAUCGGCGAGAAGGGUAUCAACCUGAGUGGAGGCCAGAAGCACCGGGUGGCGCUGGCUCGUGCCACGUACGCCGCCGCGGACAUCUACCUGUUGGACGACCCUCUUUCCGCCGUGGACGCCCACGUCGGCCGCCACCUGUUUGAGGAGUGCAUCUGCGGGCUGCUGGAGGACCGCACGCGAGUGCUCGUCACACACCAACUGCAGUACUUGCCGUCCGCGGACCUGGUGGUGGUGAUGGCGGGCGGUGCCGUACAGCACGUGAGCACGUGUGGCGGGCGGGGGGGGUGGGGGCGGGUUGUGGCGGGCGGGGGGGGAAGGGAGGAUUCGGGGGGGGCGGAGAUUGGGGGAGGGGAGAUCGUUUGCGUGUGUGUAUAUAUGUAUAUGUUUCGGGUACUUGUUGUUAAAGUGAGCACAAAUACUUCGUCUUUCCCCCCCUCCGGCCCCCUCGCUCCGGCCCCCCCCCCCCAGGUCGAGGAGCGUGCCAAAGGCCGUGUGGAGCGGUCUGUGUAUGCGGCCUACCUGCUAGCCUGGUCGGUAGCGUACCUGCUGCCCGUGGCGGUCGUGUGUUUCGCGCUAGGGGAGAGAGGGCUGCAGGUGCUGCAGAACUUUGUGCUAUCGUCCUGGUCUAACGCCACGGCGGAGGCGGAGGAGGAACACAAGCGAGCACACAACGGAAAGUACCUGUCGCUGUACUUCAUCCUGGGCUUAAGCUCCAUCGGCGUGCAGCUGCUGCGCUCCUUCCUGCUCAUCCUGGGCUCCAUUAGAGCGUCCAGACUGCUGGCGAAGAAGCUGCUGGACAAGGUCGUACGACUGCCCAUGAGCUUCUUUGACCAGCAACCCACGGGUCGGCUCCUAAACCGCUUUACGAAAGACACGGAGGCACUCGACAUCAACGUAUCGGGCGCCGUGAACUCCGCGCUUUCCACCUUCGUCACCGCCAUGCUGUCGGUUGUGGUGGUGGUGGUGGUGACGCCGCUGGCGGUGGUGUGUUUCCUGCCGCUGUCUUUCGUGUACUACCGUGUACAGCAGCUGUACAUCGCCUCUUCCCGGGAGUUGAAGCGGUUGGACUCGUUGGCGUUCUCGCCCAUAUUUCAGCAUUUUGGGGAGACCUUGACGGGCCUUACGACUAUUCGGGCGUUUCGUAAGAUGGACCAGUUUAUGGACAAGAACAGGGCCAACCUCAACCACAGCAACCGAGCCUACUGGCCCAUCCAGGUGGUUAACCGUUGGCUGUCUGUACGACUGGAGCUCAUGGGCGCAUUUGUCGUAUUUACCGCUGCUGUAACCGUGGCCGUCAUCUUCCCCCGCAAUGCCGGACUCGCGGGUCUGGCCAUUACGUCGGCUCUCAAUUUGACCGGAAUUAUGAACUGGAUGGUACGGCAAACGACGGAGCUGGAAGUCAACAUGAACAGCGUGGAGCGAAUGGUGGAGUACAACAGGUACGACGAGGAAGCUCCUGCCGUGAUUGAAAGCAAUCGCCCACCGAAGAACUGGCCGACGGAGGGCGCCAUUAGCGUCAAGGAUUUGUACGUGCGGUACCGCGCCGAGCUGGAUCCGGUCCUUCGUGGUCUGAGUUUUGAGAUUUCGGGGCGGGAGAAAGUGGGCGUCUGUGGUCGUACAGGUUGCGGCAAGAGCACCCUCAUGAUGACGUUGUACCGCCUGGUGGAGCCCAGCUCCGGAACCAUCAAGAUUGACGGGUACGACAUCACGGCAAUGGGCCUGUACGACUUGCGAUCCCGGCUGAGUUUGGUGCCUCAGGAUCCUGUCAUCUUUUCGGGCUCUGUGAGAUCCAAUUUGGAUCCAUUUGGUCAAUUCAAGUCGCGAGGAGAUGGUGAGAUGUGGGAGGCGCUGAAGCGGGCGGGACUGGACGAGACCGUACGGGCGUACGACAAGGGUUUGGACGCGGAGGUGAAGGAGGGUGGCGCCAAUCUGAGUGUGGGUCAGCGACAGCUGCUGUGUAUGGCUCGGGCGCUACUGAGGGCGAGCAAGAUCCUUGUGCUGGAUGAGGCCACUUCCAACGUGGACAACUCGACUGAUUCGCUCAUUCAGAGGACCAUCCGUACGGCGUUCAAGGACUGUACGGUUCUCACCAUUGCCCACCGGCUGCACACAAUAGUGGACAGCGACCGCAUUCUGUUGCUCGAGGGAGGGCAGCUGGGGGAGUUCGGGUCCCCCGCCCAGCUGCUCCGAAACCCGCAGUCGCAUUUCCGGUCCCUUGUGGAGGAGACGAUGCGGGGCGGGGGAGCCGCAGCGGAUGUGGUGGCGCAGGUGUACAAGUCGGCCACGGAUGGGGAGUGA
Volvox carteri f. nagariensis is the source of this 2385-nucleotide messenger RNA. RefSeq names its product ABC transporter (gene mrp4). The record is from RefSeq and is a predicted model, not a curated record. Gene Ontology annotation, biological process: transmembrane transport. Gene Ontology annotation, molecular function: ABC-type transporter activity; ATP binding; ATP hydrolysis activity. The transcript has 12 exons. Bases 1 to 2385 code for a protein of 794 amino acids. Lineage: Eukaryota; Viridiplantae; Chlorophyta; Chlorophyceae; Chlamydomonadales; Volvocaceae. Gene Ontology annotation, cellular component: membrane.